AUGUCAGAGGAGCAAAUCAAACCUGACCCGGUUGCGCUGCCUAGCGCACCUGAAGCGCUUGAACUCUUUGUCGACACCACUGGGACCGAACAGCCUUUCCCUGUGGUGGAAAACAGUAGUGGGCAUGAAUCAUCCCCAAAUCCUGACGUCACGCAGAACAGCCCAGUAGCUGAAAGCGAAGUGGACACUAACGAGGCAGGCACCGACACCAAGGAUGCUUUGAGGUCUGAGGACAAGUCUCAGGUAGAGGCCCCUGAAAAUGUCCCAGAAGAUGCCUCAAAAGAUACCCCAGAAAAUGCCCCAGUAAAUACUGCAGUGGAAAGGGCCCUGGAAGUUAGUCCAGCGGUAAUUGAGACAAAUACGACUCCUGUAGAGUCCGUCGAAAGUGAAACUCCAGCUGAAGUGGCACCAAAUGAAACUCUAGUCAGAGACGAAACUUCAAAUGAAGCACCCGUCGAAGAAGUAUCAAACGAAACUCCAGUUGGAGUAGCUAUAGAUGAUGCUUCAGAAAGAGCGGAAACUCAAUUGGAAACACCUUUCGAGACCUUGGUAGAUGCUCCAACAGAGCCUGUCGAAGCUCUAUUGGGAGAAAUCAUCGAGACGCCAGCUGACGCUUCAGAUGACGACUAUGAUCCGUUCGACCUCGCCGAAACAGCCAAAAGACCAGCGGAAACCCACCCGGUCGAAGAACCAGUUUCCAAGAAACCUCACAGCUCAAAGCGCACGGCCCAACAGGGCAUCGAGGUACUUCUCAACAGCCCCAUCCACACAGACGAGAAAUUUGCGGACAUCCCAAUUGAACAUAAACAACUCGCAUUGUACGUGGAAUUGAACGAAGUGGACCCGAGUGUGAUCUCUAGCGAGGAUGUCAAGAUGGUCAACAUGGCGGCAACCACCUCCUAUAACAAGCCGUUCCAGAAGCGCAACUUGAUUCCGCUCGUGCCGGUGAACCCGUACUGCAAGCGCCCGGACAUCACGUUGCAAAUGACCCCACAGGAGCGACAGGCGUGGAUCUUUUUCCAGCAAUCAGAAACCGCCUUUUUACAGCAGGGGGGGAAGUGGGACCAGUUUCCGAAGGGCUCGCGCAUGUUUGUGGGCAACUUGUCUGCUAAUACUAUCACCAAACAGGACUUGUUUCGCAUCAUGAACGUGUACGGCGAGGUGCUUGAAAUCUCCAUCAAAGGCGGGUUUGGGUUCUGCCAGUUCCGUACGCUCGAGGCAUGCUCCGCCGCAAUGAAGGGCGAGCGUAACGUACCUCUUCACGGCAGGAUGCUCCAUGUGGACGUUAGCGUGCCCACCUGGGGAAAGCGUGAGGCCCAAGCGCAGGAAGGCACUGAGAAGAAGGACCGCCGGGGCAGUCACGAGGCCAAUGCUACUAUUGACUGCCAGAUAUUCACGACCGAAGCCGCGUCGGCCCUUUACAAGCGCCAGGUCGUCAAGAUGUUCAAACAGUCCAACAUUUCCACCAACGUGGUACACAGACCGCAGGACGUGUCCGAGGCCAUUUCCGAGGCUGCGUACGCCGGAGUGUUGAGCGUGUGCGUAGUCAAGGACAACUGUCUUGAUGUACAGGUCUUCAGCACGACGCCUGACGGGGGCAUCAAAUUUGACGAGUAUGCUGAGGUGGACCUUCUCGUGGGGUUGGACUUGGUCAAGCGAGCGAUAGAAGAACGCUACCCGGAUCGUGAUAUGUCCCAAGCAGAGCCACAAAAUGUCAAACAACAGCUAGAGUACGACCAAGGCCGCCGGUACAACCAAGGUAAUCGCCACAAUAACCGGAAGCCUGGCCGGAAUCACAAUCCUCGAGGUAACUUUGAGCAGAGCGAUCAUGGAAAUUAUCAUGACCGUGGCUAUGAUCAUGACCGUGGUUACGACCGGAAUGGCGGUUACAACGAUCGUGGUUACAACCGUGGCCACAAUGACCGUGGCAAAACUGAUCGUGGGAAUUAUGGUAACAGAGGCAACCGCAGAGGCAACAGCUAUGGUGAGCCACACCAAGAACACGAUUCCCGUGGCCAGAACCAGUACCGUCAGGAUAAGUUUUCCGGUCGCCAGGACUACUCGCGCAAUGCCUACAACCCUCCCGCCAGCGCCCCAGCUGGUGACCUGAGUGCUUUGCUCUCGGCGAUGCAAAAUCUUGAUCCCAACACGUUGGGGCAGAUGAUGAACUUGCUCCAACAGAGACAACAACCAGAACAGGGGUACCAGUCUGCUCCUCAAUCUCAGGACUAUAGCCGUGCUCCUCAACCCUAUGGAGCUCCUCAACCACACGGAGCUUCUCAGCCCUAUGGGGCUCCUCAACCACACGGAGCUUCUCAACCCUAUGGGGCUCCUCAACCACACGGGGCUUCUCAACCUUAUGGGGCUCCCCAACCUUAUGGGACUCCUCAGCCUUAUGGGGCUCCCCAACCUUAUGGGGCUCCUCAACCCUAUGGGACUCCUCAAUCCUACGGCGUUCCUCAACCCUACGGCGCUUCACUUCCCCCUGCUCAGCGCGAACCGUACCGUGCCAAUCAGGGUGCCGAGGAUCCGCCAAAUAUUGCCGAUAUCAUGGCGAAAUUGAGUGGGAAGAAGAUGUAG
Molecule: messenger RNA, 2580 nt
Organism: Babjeviella inositovora NRRL Y-12698
Lineage: Eukaryota; Fungi; Ascomycota; Pichiomycetes; Serinales
Gene: NAB3
Product: Nab3p
Exons: 1
Coding region: 1-2580 (859 amino acids)
Molecular function (GO): RNA binding
Source: RefSeq, a predicted model, not a curated record